Ascochyta rabiei is the source of this 486-nucleotide messenger RNA. RefSeq lists its product as uncharacterized. The record is from RefSeq and is a predicted model, not a curated record. The coding region runs from base 1 to 486 and encodes 161 amino acids. The transcript has a single exon. NCBI's taxonomy places the organism in Eukaryota, Fungi, Ascomycota, Dothideomycetes, Pleosporales, Didymellaceae.
AUGGCUGGAGGACGACGCAACCUCCGCUCAACCACUAGCGACGUGGAGGAGUUGCCCCCUCGCGACGACCUCGGUCAGGAGCCGGAUGCGCAACGCCGCAACAACGCGCCUAGGGUAUCGCCGGCACCUAUAGAGCUACCGCUCAACCCUCACAUCAGGGGCGGGUCAGCUACCACAGCGGCAGGCAUCGCGACGCCAGACGUCCCAACGCCACGCGUCACACAAAUGGAGUCGCUACAGGCUUCUAUCCUGUUGUUGCUGGAGGCACUUAACAAGGCAGAAUUGUCUGGCGCCCCUAAACAAGAAAUCGAAAUCUGGCAGCAGCAAUUCAACCAGGCAGUGGAGACCCUGCAGCGGACGCACGUCGGACCCACGCCGGGUAGCCACCGCCCAGCGUUUGACGAGGCAGGCAAGAUAAUGCGAGUCCUCAACAACGUCCAACCUAAGCCAAAACUUGGGACGGAUAACAAGCCUCCAUUGACCUAG